Messenger RNA from Orbilia oligospora ATCC 24927, 453 nucleotides. RefSeq lists its product as uncharacterized. NCBI's taxonomy places the organism in Eukaryota, Fungi, Ascomycota, Orbiliomycetes, Orbiliales, Orbiliaceae. The transcript is spliced from 3 exons. The record is from RefSeq and is a predicted model, not a curated record. Bases 1 to 453 code for a protein of 150 amino acids.
AUGAAUAGGAGGCGAGCCCUAGCAGCCCGAGCGAGGGAUAAUGGAAGGUGCAAAGCGAAGUUAACUUGGGCGCAAUGGGCCGCUGCACACGACUCGACCGCCCUCGCGACUUCUGGCUCUCAUGCAUGCAAGGGUGCAGUGGCAUAUGCUGCAAACGCUGUUGAAGCUGCCACCGUCAAGGUCUUCAUUGGCAUGGCCCUCAUGCGGUUCUGGUUGCAUCUCUCGAUCUCGACAUAUUGCAAGCUUGACUCGCGUGGAGUGUAUGCCCCCCGCCGACAUCCAAUUAAUUUGCGCAUGCGCAUUGCAGUUGUGGUUCGAAUUCUCGCGACGGAACAUGUUCCGAGGUUUUGGUGCGGUCGAAGUUCGAGUUCAACACAGGGGCCAAGACCUCAUGAUCUUGAGGCUGAGCCUACCUUGACCAGCCAUGGCCACCGGGCUGUUCACAUUGUGUAG